Messenger RNA from Cladocopium goreaui, 1443 nucleotides. The record is from the annotation of a GenBank genome assembly. Lineage: Eukaryota; Dinophyceae; Suessiales; Symbiodiniaceae.
AUGGGGUCUAUCCCGCGAAGAGGUGCAGUAAAUUUCCAGUGUGGUUUGCUUGUGUUGCUGUGCGCUGUGCUGCGCGGCACCAGCAUGCGGCCGCAGAAUUCAGGGACAGUCGAGCCACUGGGUGUUGCUGGCGAUCCACUUGAGAAUGUCGAUCCAGAAAUUGUGGAGAACCCUGCCACUCCAAAGUUGCCCUUCUUCGAGGUCGAUGUGACAUUGAAGGAUGAGGAGGCUGUACUGAAGAAAUACGAAGGUGCUGUUACCGGUGCACUGGUGUACAACAGCCUUCCCAAAGAAGCGAGUUUGGACAACGCGGCUUCGCAACUCAUCAAGGACUUGCAGGACCGUUUGGUCAAGGAGGCAAAUAUCACAAGCACGCUGCAAAAGGAGGGAACUGAAGGCCAAGUAAUCAAGCUGAUCAUGGGAAUACAGAGCUAUCAGCUCGAACAGGUGCUUCCGAAGGAGAUUGCACAGGACUUGAACACCAGCAUGUCUGCACUGCCUGCUGCGGUGGCUGCAGUCAAGGUUCAGGAUGUGUACGAUGACGUGCUGACGAAAGUCAGCGACUUCCUAGAAGCCAAGUGGAUGAAGCGAAUCCCGUCCCUACUCGAGCAGACGCUUUCAAACGAGAAGGUUGAAGCAACGGUACUAGUUGUACCGAAGGCGGCGACUAAGCCGAGCAAUACUUCGAACUCAUCAAAUUCGUCAUCUGUGCCAGUGGUCGAAGUUGUUCUGCGUGUGGAAAUGGAGAAGCGGCUGCCUCUGGCACAGUCAGCAGACCCACAGGUGAGCGCAGAAACGGUGGAGGCUAUGACGCAGCAGAAAUACUUAGCCCUGGUGCAGCCCAAAAUUCAGGAGCACGUAGCAAGAGGGAUCCGAGAUUUCUUGGGAGGCGCGUUUCCCUUCACAGCGAAAGCUGAAUGUGAUUCGGACUUCGGAAGCCUAUCGAAGCACAGUUUUUGGCUCCCGAUCAACAUUUCAGACUUCGAUGAAGUGAAGGGACUCAAGGCAUUGAACAAGUCCCUAGCAGAUGAUGCUCAAAAGCUCUUGGGCUUGCUGGACAAGCUCAGCAUAUGUGGAGUACCGGAUAUGGCUGAAGCCGCAUCAAAAAUUAGGGGAGCUUUGCGCGCUGGCAUGCUGGAAAAGUUGCUGAAAGGCUUCACGGAGCACGUGGGCUCUCUUUUGGGUGCUGAAGUCCAGGCAGUAAAUGGCUCCACCUUUCGAUGGUUCCAACAGCAGGCACCCUAUGGCAUUUGCUGUAGAAGCAAAGCAGCCUCCAGCAAGUCCAAGACGGAUGAGGUCUUUUGGAUAGCAGCCGAAGUCACGGAGGGAGGCAACGACACCCACAACGGCAUUUGCCCAAUUGUUCAGGAAACUCAGAACCCACCAUGCGCUUCCAGAAAGAAAAGCGCAGAAAAGGUGGUGCUGCACCACAGGCCUUACACC